Molecule: messenger RNA, 315 nt
Organism: Lagopus muta (rock ptarmigan)
Lineage: Eukaryota; Metazoa; Chordata; Aves; Galliformes; Phasianidae
Product: gallinacin-11
Exons: 3
Coding region: 1-315 (104 amino acids)
Biological process (GO): defense response to Gram-negative bacterium; defense response to Gram-positive bacterium; innate immune response in mucosa
Molecular function (GO): CCR6 chemokine receptor binding
Source: RefSeq, a predicted model, not a curated record
AUGAAUCUCCUCUCCUGCCUCAUGGCUCUGCUCCUCUUCCUCCUCCAGGCUCUUCCAGGUCUCAGCUUGCCCAGAGACACCUCACGUUGUGUUGGCUACCACGGGUACUGCAUCCGUUCCAAAGUCUGCCCCAAACCAUUUGCUGCAUUUGGAACUUGCUCUUGGCGUCAGAAAACCUGCUGUGUAGACACUACAUCAGACUUCCAUAAUUGUCAAGAGGAGGGAGGCCAUUGUGUAUCUCCAAAAAUCAGAUGUCUGCAAGAACAGCUGGGACUUUGCCCUCUAAAAAAAUGGAAGUGCUGCAAAGAAAUAUAA